UAUGGAGAUAAAAGCAUCAGCAGCAGCAUCGGUGCGCCUGCAGCCAUGAACUCCUCUCAGGUUCUGUUUUUCACGCUCGGCGCCUACGCAGACCCCGGACCUCUGCGGUUCCUGUUCUUCCUGCUGGUUCUGGUCCUGCUGCUGCUGAUCGUGUUCUGUAACCUCCUCCUCAUCGUGGUGAUCUGCGUGAGCCGCAGCCUGCAUGAGCCCAUGUUCCUGUUCCUCUGCAGCCUGUUUGUCAACGAGCUGCUGGGGAGCUCCGGCCUGUUCCCCUUCCUGCUGCUGCAGAUCCUGGCGGACGUCCACCGGGUCUCCGCCCCCCUCUGCUUCCUGCAGGUUUUUGUCCUGUACCUGUACGGCAGCGUGGAGUUCUUUGUCCUGGCCGUCAUGUCGUAUGACCGCUACGUGGCCAUCUGCCGGCCGCUGCAGUACCACCGCCUGAUGACGCCGCAGAAGGUGGCGGUACUGCUGGCUCUGACGUGGGCGCUGCCCUUCCUGACCAUCAGCGUCCUGGUGGGGAUGAGUGCCGCGCUGCCGCUCUGCGGGAAUGUGAUCGACAGGAUCUACUGCGGGAACUACGCCAUCGUCAAGCUGAGCUGCUCCGACACGCGUCUGAACAACAUCUACGGCCUGGCCUACACCGUGCUGUCGGUCCUGCUGCCCUCGCUGUCCAUCCUCUACAGCUACGCCAGGAUCCUGCAGGUCUGCUGCUCCGGGUCUCGGCAGACCCGGCAGAAGGCUCUGAGCACCUGCACGCCUCACCUGGCCUCCAUCCUGAACUUCUCCUUCGGCUGCUGCUUCCAGAUCCUGCAGAGCCGCUUUGACAGGCAGCGGGGUUCGGACCCGCUGCAGGUCUUUAUGUCGCUGUACUUUCUGACCUGCCAGCCGCUCUUCACCCCCCUGCUGUACGGCCUGAAGAUGACCCGGAUCCAGGACGCCUGCCAGCAGCUGCUGUGUGGGGGGAGAGCGGCCCGGCCGGAGCUGCGGGCCUGACCCAGGGGUCAGGGUCCUGAGGGACCGGAGCACGGCGCCCCAACCAUGAGGGCCACUGUCAGGACGGCCGAAUAUCAGCUCCAGGAUCUGCCCCCCAACACAGACCGCUCCCAUGUCUGAACCUCUGAGGUUCAGGUGUGUGGACGGACGGACGCUGGUCAGACUGUCCCACCCAUGAGAGCCUCCGAGGAGGUUCAAGAGCUUCUGAGGAGGCUCAGGAACUUCCGAGGAGGUCCAGAAGGUUCAGGAGCCUCUGAGGAGGUCCAGGAGCCUCCGAGGAGGUUCAAGAGUUUCUGAGGAGGUUCAGGAGGUCCAGGAGCCUCCCAGGAGGUCUGGGAGUUUCUGAGGAGGCUCAGGAACUUCAGAGGAGGUCCAGGAGUCCAGGCAUCAGCUCCCACCUGCUGAAAGAAAGCUGCAGUUCAGGCCGUUGAGGAGUGGAGGAGGAAGAGUCCUGUCCUCGCUGUCCUCAGCUACGCCAGGAUCCUCAGAACGUUUGAAGGUCA
This is a messenger RNA of Oryzias melastigma (Indian medaka), 1496 nucleotides long. Its product is annotated as olfactory receptor 10A6-like. Lineage: Eukaryota; Metazoa; Chordata; Actinopteri; Beloniformes; Adrianichthyidae. Gene Ontology annotation, molecular function: olfactory receptor activity; G protein-coupled receptor activity. Gene Ontology annotation, cellular component: membrane. The record is from RefSeq and is a predicted model, not a curated record. The coding region runs from base 46 to 993 and encodes 315 amino acids. The transcript has a single exon. Gene Ontology annotation, biological process: G protein-coupled receptor signaling pathway.